Euleptes europaea (tarantolino) is the source of this 1527-nucleotide messenger RNA. RefSeq names its product glycerate kinase (gene GLYCTK). The record is from RefSeq and is a predicted model, not a curated record. Gene Ontology annotation, molecular function: glycerate kinase activity. Bases 16 to 1527 code for a protein of 503 amino acids. Gene Ontology annotation, biological process: protein phosphorylation. Gene Ontology annotation, cellular component: cytoplasm. Lineage: Eukaryota; Metazoa; Chordata; Lepidosauria; Squamata; Sphaerodactylidae. The transcript is spliced from 4 exons.
GCAGCUCCUCCCAACAUGUCCCUCAAGGAGCAUGGGCUGCACCUCUUCCGCAGUGCUGUCGGCACCGUCCUGCCAGGUCCCAUGCUGAAGGCGGCCCUGGUGCUUGAAACAGGCGGACACCCCAGGCUUGUAGUCCACGGUCGGUCUUUUGAACUGAGGAGGAACUUGUAUCUGGUUGGCGUUGGGAAGGCUGUCCUGGGCAUGGCAGCGGCGGCAGAAAGCAUCCUUGGCGACCACCUUGUUAGAGGAAUUGUUAGUGUUCCUCAGGGCAUUCAGGCAACUCUGCAGCACAAAGGAAUGAGGGAGAUGUUGCUGAAGCCCCAGAGUCGCAUCCAAGUCAUGGAAGGAGCUAAGCACAACCUUCCCGACAGAGAGUCUCUGAAAGCAGCCAGUGCCAUCCAGGAAUUGGCUGAGGGCCUGACGGCAGAGGACCUUCUUCUAGUGCUGAUCUCGGGAGGGGGUUCUGCACUGUUGCCUGCCCCUGCCCCACCAGUCACCCUUGAAGAAAAGGAGACUGUUACCAAGCUCCUAGCUUCAAAAGGAGCCACCAUUCAAGAGCUUAACACCAUUCGGAAAGCGCUGUCUGUGUUAAAAGGUGGAGGGCUGGCACGGGCUGCCUUCCCAGCACAGGUGCUGAGCCUCAUCCUUUCCGAUAUCGUCGGGGAUCCUGUGGACCUUAUAGCCAGCGGCCCCACUGUCGCUAGUCCUCCCAGAGCCCAGGACUGUUUCCAGAUACUGGCCAAAUACAAUCUAAGUAAUGUCGUGCCGGAGUCGGUGCAGACAGUGCUCUCCAGCCCGGCUGCAGAGCGUGGCCCUCCUAGAGACUCUGCCCGUGUCCACAACGUCAUCAUUGGCUCAAACAGACUUGCUUUGGAGGAAGCCAAACGCCAGGCAGAGAAUUUGGGCUACCUGACUCUGGUUCUGAGCGAUGCAGUGUGUGGGGAGGUCAGCUCUGUCGCCUGCCUCUACAGCCUUUUCAUCCAGCUGGUUUGCUUGAGAGCUGCUGGAAACGACCCUUUAAAAGGCAAGGUGGGAGAAGCUCUGUUGAAUCUUGCAGCGGAGCUGGAGAUUCCAAGCUUGAAUCUUGUGGACGCUGUAAAUGUUUUGCAAGGAUCCCAAGCAGAAAGACCCGUUUGCCUCCUGGCUGGCGGGGAGACCACGGUGCAGCUUGAAGGAACGGGGAAAGGUGGGAGGAACCAAGAACUGGCCCUGCGGGUGGCCUUGGAGCUGCACAGGGCGAAGUCAUCCGGCCAUGGCAGCUCCCUUGAGAAGUAUGAAGCCGUGUUCCUGAGCGGAGGCACCGAUGGACAAGACGGGCCCACGGAGGCAGCUGGAGCCUUCUCUAGUCCAGAGCUGGUGGGCGAGGCCGAGCAGGAAGGUUUCGACGUGGAGGCCUUUUUGAGCAGUAAUGAUUCGUACACCUUCUUCUCCAGGUUCCAAAACGGUCGUCACCUGCUGAUGACAGGCCUGACAGGCACAAAUGUCAUGGACAUUCACGUUGUCUUGAUCAGAGCCAGAGGUGGUUAG